Molecule: messenger RNA, 6133 nt
Organism: Cuscuta europaea
Lineage: Eukaryota; Viridiplantae; Streptophyta; Magnoliopsida; Solanales; Convolvulaceae
Source: the annotation of a GenBank genome assembly
CAAAAACUAAGUCCCAUAUAUUAUGGCCCAUUUGAGAUAAUUGAAAAGAUCAGUCCGGUAGCCUUUAAACUUCAAUUACCUACAGACAGUAAAGUUCAUCAAUUAUUUCAUGUCUCACUUCUGAAGAAAGCUAUACCAUCUAUCACUGCAUUUCAGCCUCUACCAGCAUGUCUGAGUGAUGAAUGGGAACUACAGGUGAAACCAGAAGAAGUGCUGGAUUCCAGGGUAAACAAGGAGGGAAAGAUGGAAGUCCUAGUCCACUGGAAAGACUUGCCUCCAUUUGAAGAUUCAUGGGAAGUAUUGCAGUCAUUGACAGAACAGUUUCCAGAUCUUCACCUUGGGGACAAGGUGAAAUUCCAGGGGGGAGUAAUGAUAGGCUUGGGGGACAGCAACAGCCUAUUCAAUACUUCAAUAAGGUGUACAAGAGGAGAAAUAAGUAGUAUUAUUACUUAACUAUAGAAUAGCUAGUUCGGUUGGUCCCUGCGUGGACAAUUAGCUAUAAAUAGUAAGUAGAGAACAAAAUAAGGAGGCUGUUAUUUUGUCAUUGGCUGGUAGCUUGGAGAUUGGGCAUCUCGAACUGUCCCACCCCUGUAUUCCUUUACUGACUUUCUCUCUCUCGCUCAAUAAACUGUUGUGAUCUGUUCUAGCUACAUUUUCCUUAGAAUUGUGAUUGUUCUGUGUUCAUUACUACCAGUGUUCUAUCAGAGAGACUCUCUGAGGAGGAUGAUCAGAAAGAAGAAAUGGCCUUUCAGGCCAAAGGUGAUUCUUCCAACAAUGAAAGAGCUCAGUCCAGUUCAAGGGGCAGAGGCAGAGGUCAAAGAGGAGGCUCUAGAGGAGGAUCUAGAGGUGGAUUCAGAGGUGGACACAGGGGAGGAAGAGGCAGAGGUCAGCACAAUGAAGGAAGGAAGGAGUACACAAAAACCAACUCCAAAGCUCCCCUGAAGUGUUACUAUUGUAACAAACCUGGUCACAAGGAAGCAGUAUGUUGGAAGAAAAGUGAGGAUGAAGGAAAGCAGGAGCAAAAAUCAAACUAUGCUGAACAGGAGAACUUGUUCUUGGCCCAACAUAGUUGUGAUAAUAGCAGUUCUCAAGUAUGGUAUGUUGAUAGUGGUUGUUCAAACCACAUGACAAGCUCAAAGUGCAUUUUCAUGGAUUUAGAUGACUCAAAAAGAAGUACUGUACGCCUGGGAGAUGGAAAGCAUCUCACAGUAGAAGGCUUGGGAACCAUUUCAUUGCAAACUGAACAAGGCAAAACAAAACUUCUUCAUAAUGUUCAGUAUGUCCCUGAGUUAACUCAUAAUUUGCUAAGUGUUGGGCAACUUUUGAGUGGUGGUUACUCAGUGAUAUUUGAAAUGAAUAUGUGUGUGAUCAAGGAUAAGAAAUCAGGGGAAACCUUGAUCAGAAUACUUAUGGGAAAAAAUAAAGUGUUUCCCUUAGACUUGACUGGGAGUGGAAGUCAGGCUCUUGUGGUUAGAGGAGAAGAGAAUGCCAAGUUGUGGCAUCUCAGGUAUGGUCAUCUAAACCUUCAUAGCCUCAAAUUAUUAAGCACAAAGGAGUUUGUGCAUGGGCUACCAAGCAUUGGAUCUCUGGAAUUUUGUGAAGGCUGUGUAUAUGGGAAGCAGGCACAUCUUCCAUUUCCAAAAGAUAGAGCACGGAGGGCAGGCGAGUGCUUACAGCUUGUACAUGCUGACUUGUGUGGGCCAAUGCAGACAGAAUCAUUGGGUGGAAGUAAGUACUUUCUGCUCUUCACUGAUGAUUACAGUAGAAUGUCAUGGGUGUACUUUCAAAAGGCAAAAUCAGAGUCUUUUGAAAACUUCAGAAAGUGUAAAGCCUUAGUAGAAAAACAAAGUGGUAAGGUGUUAAAGGCUUUAAGAACUGAUAGGAGAGGAGAGUUUAUAUCAAAUGAGUUUACUCAUUUCUGUGAUGAACAUGGGAUUAGAAGAGAGCUCACAACACCAUACACCCCUCAGCAAAAUGGUGUAGCUGAGAGGAAAAACAGGACUGUGGUGGAGAUGGCAAGAAGCAUGAUGAAAGCCAGGCAACUACCCAAUCAAUUUUGGAGUGAAGCUGUGGCAACUGCAGUCUAUUUGCUCAACAUCUCACCAACAAAAGCUGUGCAGGAUGCAACUCCAUUUGAGGUAUGGAGGCUGAAGAAACCCACAGUAAGUCACUUAAAGAUUUUUGGAUGCAUUGCAUAUACUUUGGUGAACCUCAGGACCAAACUUGAUGACAAGACAGAAAAAUGUAUCUUUGUUGGAUACUCAGUACAAUCUAAAGCCUAUAGAUUGUAUAAUCCCCUCAUUGGCAAGAUUAUCAUUGUUAGAAAUGUGAUUUUUGAUGAAGACUCAAGCUGGGAAUGGAAUCCUGAGACUCAACAUGUUGAGAAUCCACAAAGAAUUGUUACUCUGGAAGGGUCAGAGGAAGAAAUUGCAACAACACAACCAAACUCCCCUGCAACAACCUAUGGUUCAUCAGUCUAUUCAAGUAGCCAAGGCUCAACAUCAUCAAGUGAAUCCCCUCCUGCACGUGUCAGAUCACUUAUUGAUAUCUAUGAAAGUUGUGAUUUUGCUUUAGUAGCCACUGAACCCACAGACUAUGAAGAGGCUGCUGCACAAUCAGAAUGGAAGGAGGCCAUGGAAGCAGAAAUAACAUCAAUAGUGAAGAAUGAGACAUGGGAACUUGUCAGCUUACCUCAAGGAAAGAAUGCCAUAGGCUUGAAAUGGGUAUUCAGGAAUAAGUAUAAUCCUGAUGGCAGCAUUUCAAAGCACAAAGCUAGGCUGGUGGUGAAAGGAUAUGCUCAGCAAGAGGGGGUGGAUUAUGAAGAAACCUUCUCACCAGUUGCAAGGUUUGAAACUGUGAGGGUAGUUCUAGCUUUAGCAGCUCAAUGGAAACUUCCAGUCUACCAAUUGGAUGUCAAGUCAGCUUUCCUUAAUGGUGAGCUACUGGAAGAAGUGUUUGUUGAACAACCUGAAGGGUUUGUGAAGAAAGGGGAAGAAAGAAAGGUAUACAAACUGAAGAAAGCCCUUUAUGCGCUAAAACAGGCACCCAGAGCAUGGUACAACAAGAUUGACUCUUUCUUUCUAAGCAAAGGCUUCAAUAAGAGUGAAAAUGAACCAACUCUGUAUGUAAAGAAGCAAGGUACAAAUGACUUUAUCAUAGUCUGUCUCUAUGUUGAUGAUAUAAUCUACUUUAGCUCUUCACAAUAUAUGCUAGAAAGUUUUAAGAGAUCAAUGAAGCAGGAAUUUGAGAUGACUGAUCUGGGGAUCCUGCAGUAUUUCCUUGGUUUGGAAAUCAAACAAGGAAAAGAUGGCAUUUUCUUGUGUCAAAAGAAGUAUGCCAAGGAUUUACUUCAGAGGUUUCACAUGGAGAAAUGUGAAAUAGCCCGGACACCUAUGAACACAAAUGAGAAGUUACAGAAGAAUGAUAGAACUGAGAGUGCAUAUGAAAGGAUGUACAGAGGCCUGAUAGGUGGAUUGAUUUAUCUAACACAUACUAGAACUGAUAUAUCAUUCAGUGUUAGUGUUGUGUCUAGAUACAUGCAUUGUCCUACAAAGCAGCACUUUGGAGCAGCAAAAAGAAUUCUGAAGUACAUAGCAGGAACACUUGACUAUGGACUAUGGUAUGGGAGUGUGAAAGAUUUCAAACUGAGAGGAUACACUGACAAUGAUUGGGCAGGUUGUGUAGAUGAUAGAAAGAGUACCUCGAGCUCAGUAUUUGAUCUUGGAACUGGGGCCAUUACAUGGAGUUCUAAGAAGAAAGAUACUGUGGCUCUAUCAUCAUCUGAAGCUGAGUAUAUAGCUGCAGGGGCUGCAGCAAAACAAGCACUCUGGCUGAAGAAACUACUGGGAGACCUGGGCUAUGAACAUGAAGAGGAACCUGAUAUUUGGUGUGACAAUAAGUCCACCAUUGCUAUGACAAAGAACCCAGCAUUUCAUGCAAGAACCAAGCACAUUGAUGUGCAAUAUCAUUUCAUUAGACAGUUGGUAGCUCAGGAGAAGAUCAGCUUGCAGUUUUGUAGAACAAACUUUCAGAGUGCAGACUUGUUUACUAAGGCCCUAAAUCAAGCUAACCAUUUCUAUUUCAUGGAGAAGAUAGGGAUGAGCAAGCUUGGAUCAAGGGGAGGUGUUAAAAGUGACCAAGCUUGAAACAGAUUACGUGUGCAUACAACCAUGCACACGUGGAAACAGUUUUUAAACUAAUUGUUUUAUUAAUACAAUUUGUUCUUAAGUGGUUGCCUAAGUUUUAGGAUUGAAUUAGUCAUUUGAGAAAGCUUAGCAUUUCGGUUAUGUGUGAGUCAUGUAGUCCACUUUUCUAGGCACUAUCUUAGUGGUAAGUAUGGGUAGUUAUUCUCAUUUUGUAUUGGCUAUAAAAGGCCUUCUGCAUUUUACGUUUUAACAUAGAAAAAGAUUAGCAGGAGCUUUGCAUCUUCUUUCCCAAUCUUUUACCAAGUUUUUGAGUGUUUCUUUCUUUGGCUUGAUCCAACAUUUGCGGCCUGCGGAGAUACGGGGAGUUUUCCAACUAUUCUUCUAAGCAUUUAAAAACUUCAAGAACAAGUGGAUUUUUAAUUGUUUUGGUCGCGUAUAAGAACACCGGUGUUGUGGCCCGAUAAGCAGGCACAAUUCCCAGUUGUGUUGUGUUAGAUGUACUUCUUUGUUCUUUCAAAGUAUUCUUCUGGCAUAAAACACAACUCGAAAUUUGUUUAGUAAGAACCACUCUCUCCAGACAUUUAUGGCCUUUGAAGGAGUACUUGUAAUAGUGCACAAAGGGUAUAACUCUUAGGAUAACACUUGACAUUCAUACUAUCUAGUUUCCCCUUCACAUGCAGAUUGACCUGUGAGAAAAAACAGGCAAAGUAACUUGCAGUUUAGUAUAUUACUCAAGAGGCUAAUAUGCAUACUCCCCUAUGCUUACUUUCGUUGAGUUUGGAUAGGCUUAUACUCCGUAAAUUUAAAGCGUAGUUAUUUGUGUAAUUCACAAGUUAGUUCAUAAAGCUUAAACAUAUACUGGAACAACUGUUCAAAGAACAGACGAAUAGCAGCAAAUCCUUCAAAUGUGUCUUUAUCUUAUUAAAAAGUGUUAAUUUAAAUCAAGUUUUGAUGUGUUUGCAUGUAUGCAUGCUUUUGUAUUGUAGUGUUUCUGUUAAUCAUUUCAAUUUUUUAAGACGUAGGAGGGGUUUUAAUAUGCCACCAACUGCAAUUUUACUAUCAAUAUGCUUAAUGUUUAUUACCGUAGCAAUGUACCCCGAACUUGUUUUAGCCAACUCUCUUUGCAACAACAAUACAGAACAGAUUCUUCUUAGGUUUUUUUUUUUUAAAUCCAUUCACAAGUUACUUUUUCUUAAUAGUUCACCAAUAAAGAAACAAUAUCUUCAAUUUAACACUUAGCUUAGGUUAGUUUUUCUAGUGAGGUAGCAAAGUUGAUAGCCAAUUGUCAUGUGAAUUGAUUUUCAGAUGAACAAAAUCAUUCUCAAAAUAUCUUUUUUGAAUAGUGAAAUUGCAAUUCAAUCACGAUCUUUAGAGACACUCCGAUGAAUUGUGUAAAUAGUGUUAGUCAUAAUGUCAUCUUCAACAUCUGAUGCAUCGUUGUCGACUUUCCUCAAGUUUGAAUACUCAUAUGUCUGUGGAAAUUUAAGCUUUAGAUACUCAGUUGUGCAAGCCCUUUCACUAUCUGUUGAGGAAUUCCUCAAGUGUGUAUGCCUAUUCAAGUAUGAUAAGCAAUUUACAUAUAAAAUCAAAUAUUAUAAUGGAUUUAAGUAAUAACCAGAUCUUCAUCCACUGUAUUCUAGGAACAUGCUUUUUCUGGAAUUACAUUUCCUUGUUCUUUGAUUUUGUCUCCCUCUGGAAUCAUUAUGUGAGACUCAUUUACUUUUUGUAACAGGAAGAGGCAGAUCUUAAACACUUAAAAGAAUAACAGUUGGAGAGAAAAUAGUAUUGCAGCUAGAGACAACUCGAGCUCUUCGCAUUCACAGAAAGAUUUAACAUUGCAUUGGGUUUGAAUUUCAUGUAGUUCAAUAUUAUUCACAGCAUUGCGAUCAACUUUGAGUUUGUUUGAGUUAUUGAGUAUUUACAAUCAUUUUAUAUGAAUGAAGUCAUUGAGUUAUACAAGUCUCAAUCUAAACAAUUUAUUUUGCAGG